Peniophora sp. CBMAI 1063 is the source of this 1113-nucleotide messenger RNA. NCBI's taxonomy places the organism in Eukaryota, Fungi, Basidiomycota, Agaricomycetes, Russulales, Peniophoraceae. The record is from the annotation of a GenBank genome assembly.
AUGGCGCUCCGCAACACGCUGCACUCGUUCACGACGCUGAACGCGCCGUCGAGCCCGUCGGCCGACAGCAUCCCGUACUCGCGCCCCGUUACGCCCGGCGCGUCGGAAGCGCCUCUGAAGGUCGGCUGGGUCGGCUUGGGCGCGAUGGGCUACCCCAUGGCCCGCAACCUCGCCGCAAAGCCGCCCUCCAGACCGGCAAUGGGCCUCCCGGUCAGAGUGUGGAACCGAUCGACGGCCAAGAGCGAGGAGCUCGUCAAGGAGCUCGGCGAGGGCAAGGUCGCCAUCGCGCAGACGCCGGGAGAGAUCGCGGAGAGCUGCGAUGUUAUUUUUACGAGUCUGGCGAGCGAUGAGGUCGUGAAGAGCGUUUAUGCUCAGUUUGCAGAGGCGUUGAAGGUCAACCCACCGACCAAGGCCAAGAUCUUCGUAGAGACCUCUACCAUCUACCCAACAGUCGCCGGCGAGCUCGACGCCCUCAUCUCCUCAAUCCCCCACUCUCGUCUGAUCACCUCGCCCGUCUUCGGUCCCCCCGCGGCAGCCCAAGCCGGCACCCUCGUCGCCUACCUCGCCGGCGACUACCAGUCCAAGAAACUCAUCGCCCACCUCCUCGUCCCCGCCGUCGCCCGCAAGGUCACCGAUCUCGGCGGCAACCUCGAGAAGGCGCCGACGAUGAAGCUCAUCGGGAACAGCGCCAUCUUGGGCUGUUUGGAGGUCUUGGCCGAGAGCUUUACGCUUGGGGCGAAGAAUGGGAUUGAUCAGGCUAUUAUCUAUGAUUGGGUCAAGGAGAUGCUCCCCGCGCCGCUCUUCGCGCACUACGGCGACAAGAUGCUGCACAACAAGUUCGACGGCUCGAUCGGCUUCGGCAUCGACGGCGGCAUCAAAGACGCCUCGCACAUCCGUCGCUUGACAUCCCAAGUCAACUCGCCCAUGCCCGUCACCGACGUCGCGCAUCAGCAUCUGCUCGCUGCGAGGGCGAUUCAUACGGCGCAGGCUAGGACGGGCGCGCAGGAGUUUGAGGUGCUUGAUUGGAGCGCGCUUAUUGCCGGGACGAGGGUCGCGGCUGGGUUGGAGCCGUUCCAUAAGGAUGAGCCGAGCGGUGUGGUCAAGGAGGACUAG